Messenger RNA from Durusdinium trenchii, 5824 nucleotides. The record is from the annotation of a GenBank genome assembly. NCBI's taxonomy places the organism in Eukaryota, Dinophyceae, Suessiales, Symbiodiniaceae.
AUGACCUCAGUGCAGCAUUUCCUGAACGCACAUCAGCAGCUUUUGGGUUGGGCUCACCGCACUACGCUCUACCGAGAUGGUGUUCCACAGCUUCCGAACGCUCUUCUACGAGGUGGUGCUUAUCAGAUUGUGGUCUCAAGGCCCAAGCACACACGCCCUGCACCCACAAACCUCAUCUCUGUCAAGUUGCAUGAUGGUGUGACGGCCUAUGAAUUUCAUGGUCCUGCAGGCACUCGCCUAUCCACGGUCCUAGAGACGCUUGGUUUUCAUUACAAACCUGGCAUUGAGUUUUGCAAUCUCUUCCGCAGCUUUCGAUGGGGAGAUGCUCUUUGGCAGAAUGAGCAGGGCGAGGUUCGUGGCUUAGGCAUUGAUGUGCCUUCAGCUUCGGGGGUUCAUCACUUUGAAGUCUACGAGGAGUUGCAUCAAAUCCUCCAGGUACUGCCGAUUUCCACUCGGGAAGCCAUUCAGGUCGUUCCUCACCAUAUUGUUCAGUUGAUCCUCAAGCGUCCGGCCAGCUUUGCUUCUAAGCUAUUGAUCAACGAGCACAAUGGUCCUUUCUCCUGGCUUGUCUUUCCACUGCUGCUCCAAUCGCAUUGGAGUCUCCUGAUCUGGGACUUUGAGCUCUUGGAAUUUUGGUACUACGAUGGACUUCGUGACUUCCACUUGGAUUCUGUCAUGCAAGUCGUCUCUCUCAUCACGACGACUUUCAAUCUUGCCUCCUCUCGACUUCAUCAGAGCAAUCCAGUGGAGCAGCAUGGUGGCGACCAUUGUGCAGCGAUCCUAUUGCACAACUUGGGCAUCCACUUCGAUCUAUGGCAGCCCAUGACAGAUGCUGCGCUUCGACAAUGGGCAACAUCACUUCAAGCGCAAGAAGAACUCCGAGGCUGUGGGCAAACAGAGCAAUCUCAGACACAUGCCUGGCUUUGCAAGUUCCUCACCACGAAAGGCGUCCCAGAAGCUGAUGCUCCAGCUCGGGCAACUCUGGCCUUGAAAAAGCUUGGUCAAGCACCCGUGGCCAAAGCAAUAUCUCAGGCCAACCCAUGGGCCGCCCUAAAGCAGUUGGCAAACUCACAGCAACGUCCUUUUCAGUGGAUCCAGCACGAUGAGUUGAUGAAUCACAUCCAGAAGCGAGCCAAGGAGCAUUAUGGUGCCGCACCCAGAUCGUCCAAUAAGCCCUCCAAGAAGCGCGCUGAACCGGCACCUCCAGUGUCUCCUAGUGCACUGGUUCUGGCUCCCAAGGCAUUUGUUGAUGAGCACGAUCAGGAGCUUGCUCAGCUUCCCAUUGACAAGGUGACCCCCGAGUCCAAUGGCAUCAUCCUUGGCACGGUGGAACAAGCUGCUCAUUUUCUCAAAGGGCAGAAAACCAUUUCCAUCAACUCGCUUGCCAUGCUCACAACGACAGAAAUUCCCAGCGCCGUGCACGGAAAGCUCACUGUCCAGCACAUGGUUUGGCCAGCGCUCCUGGCCGAUAGUGCCGCCCCCAUUUUGGUGCGGGGCUCCUGCAUACAGUUAGGAGACCACGCGGUCAAAAAGGUUCUUGGACCAGCUCCGAGUCCAGCCUCCUUUGUGCCCGAGCUCUUCAAGCUCCAAGUCUAUCAAGACCAGUGGCCACUUGCCUGGUCAGACUUCACUCUGAGGCCUCUGAAGGCCCUAGUCCAGCACUUUGACUGCUUGCAGUUCUGUGAUGGUUCCACCUGCAACAAUGCUUCUUCGUGCAAGCGCUUUCAUCCCGCGGUGGAGGAAGAAAUUGACAUGGUCAUCUUGGAUGCCUUUGGUUGGAAGUGGAGUGAUGCAACUGGAGCAACAGCAAAUUCCAAGAAGGCGGCCUCCUUUGGAAUCAUGGUUCGAGUGCCUCCCUCUGCAGCUCCGGCCCUUCUGGCUAUUUCGGCUACUGAUGGCCUCUACACCGAGAUGCGUGAACCUCUAUCCAAGGGGCCUAGCACUAAGUAUGCAGUGAUCUGGAUCAAAGGUGAUCUUCAGCAGGCCAUCCACCUCAAAUGCCAGACCGCCAAAGCCCUUCACGUUGUUCGCUCACACCAGCGCUAUGGUCUCCGAUGUUUAGCUGCUGAUCAAGAAACGGUGCACAAGUUGGUACUGCCGAAGCUCCCUUUUGUUGCUGGCAGCAAUGCGCUUCAGUUUGAAGUUGGUCCUUGGCCCUAUGGCUCCACCAAGCAGUCUAUUGCUCAAUCUCUGCAAGCAGCGGGCUGGGCAGCUCGUCCACUUCGACCCACUCAUGGCACUCCUGAAGGUCGGUACUGGUUGAUCGGAGCGGAGACUGCUUUCACUUCGCCCAUCUUGCAGCUUGGCUCAGCGUCUCUCAUCAUCACACCGAUAGCGGCCAUCAAGAGCAGAGCUCCCCAGCCGAUCAUUGGAUCUUUGCAAACUCUGCAGCGUCUGCAAUUUCCUCAGGGAGAAGAUCCACUACAAGUACGCGAUCCUUGGGCUAGUGCACUUCCAGCUGCGCCGACCGCUUCAGCUCAGCCAGCAGCUUCAAAGUUGGAGGAGAUCUCUCAACAGCUACACACGUCCGUUGCCGAACAAGUCCGUGAGCAGCUUCGUUCCUUCUCCGACUCCUGCAUGGACACUGAUGAUUCACGUUUGUCUCAGAUGGAAGCCAGCAUUUCUGAACUGCAAGCCCAAUCCUCUCAGUUUGCUGGAUGGUUCAACGAAGCUGGUGAGCGCACGCAGUCUCUCUCCAAGCAGGUUGCCUCUCAGGAAAGUCAAAUCAGCGACCUCACUGUCAAGGUGACCAGGGCCGAUCAGCGCACUGAGCAGCUGCACAACACGGUUGGCAAACUUCGACAAGACUUUCAGUCGGACUUGGAAGCUUCUAUGGCCAGGCAGCUCGAGAGCAUGGAGUGGCGGCCCUGCCGUCAAUUCUUAUGGCUUUUCCUUCUUUGGGGCGGCUUCCGUCUUGGUGAAGCUAGCAAUCCGGGCCCUGGGGCCUCUUCAUGCUCUAGUUCAUCUUUGGUGACCUCUGUCGAGAAUUGGGGUAUUCCUGGCAUUGGACACACCGAAGUCCUUCACUCUGAUGUCAGCACAGUGGAUGAGUCUGUUGAUUCCGCCUCCUGUCUAGUGGUUGGCACAGCAAAUCCAAGUGGCAUCAAUGGCAAAGCUCUGGCCUUCGCCUCUCUUCCAUGGGGAAUAUGGAAUGUAGCAGAAACGCAGGCCAGCUAUCCGGUUUUUGCUCGCUUCCAGCGUGAACUCCACUGGAUGUCUCAACACAAAUUACACUGCAAGCAUGGUCACUAUGCUCCUUUGCGGCCGCACUCUGACUUUGCUGGCGCUUGGACGGGUGUCGCUCAGAUUGCACCUGGUCCCAUUCAUCCUGUUCCAAUGCAAUGGCAGGGAGCUUCGUAUCAAUCGGGGCGCAUCACGCUCUCCCACUUUUCCCUCCAGGAGCACUCUAUUCUUGGUGCUUGUGUUUACGCCCCUCCGUCGGGUCCUACCUACAGACAGGCCAAGAAGCUCUCAUCACAGCUCUUGGAACAGAUCACAGCUGAGCUGGUCCUUUCCUCUUCUGGACCCCGCUUCAUAGCUGGUGACUUCAAUUGCGACACUGGAGACCUUCAGACCUUUGCCACAUGGCGCCUUGCCGGAUGGGAGGAGAUACAGCAUUUGGCGGAGCAGCGGUUCUCAACCCCCCGUUCUCCCACAUCCAAGGGGAGGGCUAUUCGGGAUCAUCUUUGGAUUUCACCUGAGCUUCAGCAAUGGCUAUGCUCUGUCACUGUGGAUUCAGAUCACUUUGCGGAUCACUCUAUCCUUUACGGCUGUUUCCGUCUCCCGUCCUCCAGCUGGUGGCAGCAGCAUUGGCCGAUGCCGUCUAUGCUACCGUGGCAGCAUCUUCAUCCUGAUCAACUGCCGAUCACUUCAGCUCACCGAUGGAAUUCGGACGACAUGACAGCUUCCUUCGCUCAAUGGUCCAAGUCCACUGAAUCGGCGCUCAAAGCCUCCGCUACCAUCGAUAUUCCCUCAACUUGCUGGGGCAGAGGUCAGACUCUAUCCACUCGAGCGCGGCCUGUUCAGCUUGUUCCAGUGCGCCCUGGUCGACAUGGUGAUCUUCAGCCGAAAUGUGGCUUUCUUAAUCGAGCUGUCCAUCUUUGGUGCCGGCAAUUGAGGAGACUUCAGGCCUACUGUCAAAGAGCGAAAUCGCCCACAAACUGGAGACUCCAGCUUGAUCAGCAAGCCACCUGGCGGGCCAUCAUCCAGGCCAACUUUCGGCAAUUUGAGUCUUGGCACUUCAGACGACGGCAAGACUUGAUUCAAGCUCGUCACUUGCAACACAAUCAGGUUCUUACCAAGCAGCUGAAGCAGGGUGAUUUCACCCCUAUGACAUCCUUGAUCCAUGAGCAAAAAGCCCAAGUUCUCCGGAUUGAUCCUGAUCAUGCGGUUCAGCUUUCCAGUCCGCUACAGCUCCAUUUGGGCCAACAAUUCACACUGAAUCAAGAAGUUGUGGAUGUCACGCCGCUGGCCAAUGGCGGUUACAAGAUCGAUGGGGACCUUCUGCCGGCUCCUGGUCAAACCAUUGUUGCUCGGUCCACUUGCCGUACCUUUCAAGCUAUGGAGAAGGAGCUGGUCAACCAUUGGACUCCCAUCUGGCAAAAGCAUGCUGGCCUGGCGCUAUCGCAUUGGAAUCGCAUUCUUGCCUUUGCCCUGCGUUUCAUGCCCCAGCGGCCUCCUCUUCAUUUUCAGUGGAAUACCUCUCAGUUUGCUUAUUUGGCGCAGCACUUUCGCAAAAGAUGCACUCGUGGUCCGGAUGCUUGGUCGCGUGAAGACAUAGCGCAGCUGCCCACUCAUCUACAGGCAGACUUGGUCAACAUGUACCAGACGAUUCAGGAGGGUGCGAAUUGGCCUCAACAGCUGGUCACUGGCUUUGUCAUUCCCAUCCGCAAGAUUCCUGAGGCAGAGAUGGCCAAGCACUACCGGCCGAUUGUGCUCAUUUCUUUCCUCUAUCGACUUUGGGCUACUGGGCUAUGCCGUGCUUAUCUGCCUUACCUUGCUCAGAUCAUUCCUCCUUUGGUCUUUGGCUACGUUCCUGGCAGACGUGCGGAGGAUAUAUGGUAUCUCUUGCAGGUCCUCAUUCAGUCCUCCUUCUCCCGGGGUUCCGAUCUCCUUGGCUACAAUGCCGACCUGGUCAAAUGUUUCAAUACAUUGCCUCGUCAGCCUAUCCUGAUCCUUCUGCAGCUCAUGGGCUUUCCUGCUGAUUGUGCCUCGGCCUGGAAGAGGGCGCUUCAGCAGCUUGAAAGAAGGUUUCGAAUAGCCAACCACACUGGCGAUCCUGUCUCUUCUUGCACUGGCUUUCCUGAAGGCGACCCUGUCAGCUGCAUUGCCAUGCUUGCCUUCAACAUGGCACUGGACACUUACCUUCAAAUCUACAGUCCAACUGUUGCCUGUCCGGUCUUUGUGGACAACAUCCAGUUGGUUGCAGAUCGUUUGGGCUCCCUGUGUCAUGGCAUCAACAUCCUCCAGGUCUUCAUGGAUGCUUGGGAUAUUCAGCUGGAUCCUGGUAAAUGCUAUGCUUGGGCUACUUCUGCAGAUGAUCGGCAUGCGCUUCGCAGCUUCGGUUACUCUACACGACUGGCUGCUAAGGAUCUCGGCGCCCAGAUGGUUUACUCCAAGGUGUCUCGAACUCAAGUUGCCCAAGGACGUAUUGCAGCUGCUUCUGAACACUGGCAAAUACUAAGGGCAUCUUCGGCUCCUCGUUGGGCCAAGCUUCUGGCUAUUCGCACCAUUACUUGGCCCAAAAUUCUACAUGGAGUAGCAAAUCGGCUGUUGCCACUUACGGCCACGGACCACCUUCGUUCGGCUGCCAUGCGAGCCCUAG